This is a messenger RNA of Ilyonectria robusta, 261 nucleotides long. RefSeq lists its product as uncharacterized. Lineage: Eukaryota; Fungi; Ascomycota; Sordariomycetes; Hypocreales; Nectriaceae. The transcript has 2 exons. Bases 1 to 261 code for a protein of 86 amino acids. The record is from RefSeq and is a predicted model, not a curated record.
AUGGUGCACCGCCUCGCCUUCUGGAGCCUCUUCGGCCUGGGCGUGCGCUUCUGGCAGGUCGGCAUUGAGAUGCGGCCCUUCUUCAACAAGUCCUCCCUGUGGGCGUACCCCGUGUACGCGGCCGGCGGCGCCAGCUUCGGCUACUGGCUGCAGGGCGUUGACGACCGACAGACGGCGACCCUGACGGAGCGCAAGGCGUUCCUGAUCGAGAAGCGGGCACGCAAGGCCCAGCGGGAUGCGGAGGCGGCGGCGGCCGAGUAA